Pseudogymnoascus verrucosus is the source of this 1322-nucleotide messenger RNA. RefSeq lists its product as uncharacterized. Gene Ontology annotation, molecular function: RNA binding. The record is from RefSeq and is a predicted model, not a curated record. The transcript is spliced from 3 exons. Lineage: Eukaryota; Fungi; Ascomycota; Leotiomycetes; Thelebolales; Thelebolaceae. The coding region runs from base 94 to 999 and encodes 301 amino acids.
CGAGCAAGAGACCAUAAUUUUCGAAACAUUCCAUCUAUCCUUCAUUCCACCACAUCCAUCUUCCCUCGAAUCCACAAACCAAUCUCCAUCAUCAUGCAUUUCAUCAAGAGAGCCGCAGCCCGCGCCCUCGCCGCCCCAGCGAGCACCCUCCUCCGCGCCGCCCCGCGCACCUCCACCCCCCUCUCGAUCCGCCAAUCCGCAUCCGUCAUCUCGGCGUUCAAGCGCUACAACAGCAGCACCACCGCGUCGUCUGACGAGCCCAUCUCCACCGAUGCCUCUGAGCAGUCUUCCGUGAGCUCCGCUGUUGCGGCGGCGGCUGAGACUGGGGCGAGUGGCUUUGGAAUGGAUAGUGUGGAUGGGACAAGACCGAACUCGAGGCCGCCGAUGGAUCUGCAGCCGACGAACUCGGUGUAUGUGGGUAAUCUGCUGUUUGAGGUUACGCCGCAGGAUUUGGAGAGGGAGUUUGCCGCGUAUGGCGAGAUUGUGUCGAGUCGGAUUGCGCAGGAUCCCAGAGGUCUUAGCAAGGGAUUCGGAUACAUCGAAUUCAAAGACAUCGAAUCCGCCCGCAACGCCAUCGACCAACGCAACCAAACCAUCUUCGAAGGCCGCCGCCUCAUCGUCAACUACAUGGCCAAGACGCGCUCGACCGUCAAGCCCAAGAACCCCCCCUCCAAGACCCUCUUCAUCGGCAACCUCGCCUUCGAGAUGACCGAUGCCGACCUGAACAAGCUGUUCCGCGACAUCGCCAACGUCAUCGAUGUCCGUGUUGCUAUUGAUCGCCGUACCGGACAGCCGAGAGGAUUCGCGCAUGCGGAUUUCACGGAUGUGGAGUCUGCGGUUAAGGCGGCGGAGGCGUUGGAGGGGAAGGAGGUUUAUAAUAGGGCGUUGAGGUUGGAUUACUCUAUGACUACGAGGCAGAGUGGUGGUGGUGGACGCGGGGAUCGUGCGCCGAGGGGGGGUGACAGAGGAGAUAGGGGUGAGAGGGGAAGCAGCUUUUAAGUGCUGAGUGUGUGCUAGUAGGGGGGGUUUGUACAAUAUGUGUGUUUAUUGUAUGAUGGGGUCACCUUGCAAGCGAGGAGGGCACGGCGCAGGUUGGCUUGAGUCACCAGGCGGGUUGCUCUACUCGGGGAGUCGUUUGUUAUAGACGCUCUUUUUUGCUGAAAGGUUGUUGUAAGAUAUAUAUACGGGAUGAUGUGGAGAAAAUGGGAAAAGGGGGAAGAAGGGAAAGGUGCAUGUAAGGUAUCAGAAAGGGAGGAGGGCGUUGUUAACAACCAUUUGUUCCAUAUGUAAUUUUUUUUGGAUGUUCCAAUUAUAGAAACGAG